Molecule: messenger RNA, 567 nt
Organism: Drosophila willistoni
Lineage: Eukaryota; Metazoa; Arthropoda; Insecta; Diptera; Drosophilidae
Exons: 1
Coding region: 55-567 (170 amino acids)
Source: RefSeq, a predicted model, not a curated record
AUAAUUGUAUGCGUCGGUUGGAAUUCACUUCACUCUUAAAGUUUCUGAAACAAUAUGGCAGACCAGCAGAUAGAACUAAAUGACCCUGCGACAUCAGAAGUGGGAUCUGCCUUGCCUACAAAUACCACCGAUGCAUACUUGGCAGCUUUACAACUGCAAAACAACAACCUUUUGCAGAUCAUUAAAAAUAUGCAGACACCAAGAGCUCCGGCAACUGAUGAAAAGGGAAAACAUGUAACUCUGCCAAAAUUUAAUCCUGAGGGAGCUGGAGCAGACGCCACAGCUUGGUGUACGACAGUGGAUCUCAUAUUUGCUGAUAAAAUGCCAGAAGGAAGCACCCUGAUGAUAAGUUUAAGUAAGGCGCUAGAGGGAAGCGCAUCACAAUGGCUGUCCCAAAUAUGCUUUGUGCAACGCUUUGUUGGCAUAGAAACGUCUGCGGCUAUACUGAUGAAAAUUUUGAACGGGCGACCAAAGUCUGGAGAAAGCUACACCGAGUAUGGCAGCCGAAUUGUCACCCUAAUAAUGUCAAAAUUUAAAUCUAAUGAUGGAGGAAAUCGCGUUUCCUAG